CGCGGGCCGGGCCGGGCCGAAGCGAGCGCCGGGCGGGCAGCGGCGCCAGAGCGAGUGGAGCCUUCGGGGUCCCCGGGUGGCGGCGGCGGCGGCGGUGCAGAGGAGGAAGGCGGCGGCUCUCCCCCUGCCGGCGCGCGACCCGGUCCGUCUCGCGAGCUCGCGCCGGUCCCGCGGCCCGGCCCGGCCCCGGGCCCCUCCGUCGCCGCCGCCGCCACCGCCAUGGCCCGGCCGCUGGUGCCAAGCUCGCAGAAGGCGCUGCUGCUGGAACUGAAGGGGCUGCAGGAGGAGCCGGUGGAGGGCUUCCGGGUGACGCUGGUGGACGAGGGUGACCUGUACAACUGGGAGGUGGCCAUCUUCGGGCCCCCCAACACCUACUAUGAGGGCGGCUACUUCAAGGCUCGCCUCAAGUUCCCCAUCGACUACCCGUAUUCCCCACCAGCCUUCCGGUUCCUCACCAAGAUGUGGCACCCAAACAUCUAUGAGACAGGGGACGUGUGCAUCUCCAUUCUCCAUCCCCCAGUUGACGACCCACAGAGUGGGGAGCUGCCCUCAGAGCGGUGGAACCCCACACAGAAUGUCAGAACCAUCCUCCUGAGUGUAAUUUCGCUGCUGAAUGAGCCCAACACCUUCUCGCCUGCCAACGUGGACGCCUCGGUGAUGUACAGAAAAUGGAAGGAGAGCAAGGGGAAGGACCGCGAGUACACGGACAUCAUCCGGAAGCAGGUCCUGGGGACCAAGGUGGACGCGGAGCGCGAUGGUGUGAAGGUGCCCACUACGCUGGCCGAGUACUGCGUGAAGACCAAGGCGCCGGCGCCCGACGAGGGCUCGGACCUCUUCUACGACGACUACUAUGAGGACGGCGAAGUGGAGGAGGCCGACAGCUGCUUUGGGGAUGAAGAGGAUGACUCUGGCACCGAAGAGUCCUGACCCACGUCCCUGAAAUAAACUUACAAAUUUUACCUCAGCAGGACCCGUGUGGGCCUCAGGCGACAGACUACCUCACCGAGGUUCCAUGUGGGCUCCCAUCCCAUGAUCCUUAGGUCCUCUUACCCCGUAUUCCCCAUGGGUUUUCCUCGGCUUUGGAGAAGAGCUGUGGUGCAGGGCAAACACCCCACUCAGCUUUCAGAUGAUGACAAGCCUGGGAGGCUGGGGACCGACUGCCUGGUGGGGAGCCAGAGACUCCAGCCCAGCCCAAGGAAGGCCAGCACCACAGUCUCCUCUCUGCUUUUGGUGUGUGUGAAAUAAAAUAAAAUAGCUUUCUGAGAA
Messenger RNA from Mus musculus (house mouse), 1266 nucleotides. RefSeq names its product cell division cycle 34 (gene Cdc34). Gene Ontology annotation, cellular component: nucleus; cytoplasm. Gene Ontology annotation, molecular function: ubiquitin conjugating enzyme activity. Gene Ontology annotation, biological process: protein ubiquitination. The record is from RefSeq and is marked validated. Bases 220 to 927 code for a protein of 235 amino acids. NCBI's taxonomy places the organism in Eukaryota, Metazoa, Chordata, Mammalia, Rodentia, Muridae. The transcript has 5 exons.